This is a messenger RNA of Alternaria arborescens, 255 nucleotides long. RefSeq lists its product as hypothetical. The transcript has a single exon. The coding region runs from base 1 to 255 and encodes 84 amino acids. NCBI's taxonomy places the organism in Eukaryota, Fungi, Ascomycota, Dothideomycetes, Pleosporales, Pleosporaceae. The record is from RefSeq and is a predicted model, not a curated record.
AUGUCCCAUCUCGCCCAGGGACAACCUCGUGCCGGCAUUACACUAGCCAGCUGUUUGCAGUGGGCGUGCACCGGUAAGGCUGCUGCUGCUACCAUUGACGCCCAUCUGGAACCCGUUGCUUUUGCCCGCCGCGACAUGUCGAAUCCAACGCCUGCGGCCACGCCUGGGGAAGCCUCCGCCCUGCAAGCGCCUGCACAACGCGCCGGUGAAACAACAGAUUCGUCGACGCCGAGUACUCUACAAGCCGGUGGUUAA